This is a messenger RNA of Diprion similis, 2049 nucleotides long. RefSeq lists its product as uncharacterized. Gene Ontology annotation, molecular function: hydroxyisourate hydrolase activity. Gene Ontology annotation, biological process: purine nucleobase metabolic process. The record is from RefSeq and is a predicted model, not a curated record. The transcript is spliced from 7 exons. NCBI's taxonomy places the organism in Eukaryota, Metazoa, Arthropoda, Insecta, Hymenoptera, Diprionidae. Bases 205 to 1947 code for a protein of 580 amino acids.
GCUGCGCGCGAAGUCGCUUGGAUACUUACGUCGGCCAUUUUGUUGACCUUCAAUCAUAUUCCCGUUGCAGUGGGUACGCCGACCGCCAUUGCGAUGCGCUAGGGAGUUGGGUCCGGGACUAGGCGACGACGGUGUACUAUCGUGUCUCAACCUAACCAGAGUUUUUAGUUAUUUCGUUUUACGAUUUUGGGUAUUUUGCGAAGAAUGAAUCGGGGCAGUUUCGAACUCAGCCGAAUCGUCAAGAAUGAAAAACCGGGAUCGGGGCAAACCGAGGACAUACUGCACCUGCAGCUCACGCCGACGGGUAAAAUCAGUCACGCCAAGACUCGCGUCUACACUCAACGAUACAGAAAAGCAUGGGAACUGAUGCCCGACUUCGAAGGGUGGUUGACGGCUGUACCAGAUCAACCCACCCGGGCAUAUUGCACAUAUUGCAAAAAGAAUCUUCAUGCUCAUCGCCUAUCAUUGCUGAAGCAUACCUGUACCAUGAAACAUCAGAGAGGUGCUAUGGUGUACCAGAAAGAAGCAAUGGCUAAAGACGGGACUGCAAAAUUAAAGAACUCUGCAUCCAGGGUCCGGCUCCAAAAAAAACACUCUCGCCAAGCUUAUGAGCAUGAUAGAGAAUUCAAAGUAGAGGAAGAAAAAACAGAGGAUGAUGAUGAUGAUAUAGAGUAUGUCAUUGAACGGCUCGACGAUGAUCUGGAAAUGACCGAACUCGACCCAAAGAACACAGAUACGGAAGUGGACCACGGGGAAGCGGAUGAAGACGAGAAACAAUUGCCACCUAAGAAAAUGAAAAUGGAAGCACAAGACAACAGUCGCCCUGACGCCCUUGCAGAGGCCAUGGCUCACGUGCACGGCGAGUUCCUAGACGAGAACGGAGAACCAAUUAACGUCGAGUUGGAAAUGGUUGUUGAGUCAACAGAUCCAUGUGCCGAGGAGAUUGAAUCACGCAUCAUUUCAGCCCGAUCUAAUAGAAACCAUCGUGACGGAGAUGAUAUGACCGUAGAACCUUUGGCAGGAAACAAUGAUUCAACUGACUAUGUCCAUGAUCAGAACAAAGAGAACGAUCACGACGCUGAAAAUCCACAUAAUGAUCACUUGGAAAACAUUUCAAGCUCUAAAUCAUCACUGGCUGGCGAUUGGAGUGACGUUGAAAGUGACGAAUCAGAGCAAAAUUUGGCUACCACCUCGCCUCCAGCUUUGUCGGUGCGCAAAGAGUGUAUGACAAAAUCAUCGGCUGCGGUGACAAUCUCCGAAUCCGGAGCCUCCGUCAGCAGCGGCACGGCGAUGCCACCGUCGAAAAAGACGGUGACACUCACUCCCGGCGUGAAGACGGUGAUUCUGGACACUUCAACGUCGACGUCCUACGCUGCCGGAUCUCGCUACGUAAUAAGCACUGCCAAAGGGCAGGCGUCGGCCGUCGUUGUUGGUGAUAAAAAAAAACGAGCGACGGAUUCCGUCGGGCAGAUUAAAAUCGGAGAACAGCAGCAAAAUUCCGCUCCAUCCACGCCUGCAACGAGUUCCGUAUCAGGCGGUACUCAGACCGGCCCUAAGAAACACAUCAUACUGAAGCCUGUGACUCCGUUGGUGCAAACUAAAAAACCGUGCAUAUCAACCCACGUAUUGGACACCAGCAAGGGCCUACCGGUCGGCGGAUUGCAGAUAAGUCUCUACAAACUGAUGGACGGCCGCUGGACGUUUGUGAAUGAGAGCAACACGUCGGUGGACGGUCGGUGCGCUGACCUUGUAGAUAUUUCGAAGUACAGCUUCACAGCCGGCCGUUACAAGCUUCACUUCGACGUCGACAAGUACUUCACACUCCGGAGAAUCGACACCAUGUAUCCCUUCAUCGAGAUCGUUUUCGAUGUCAAAAACCCCACUGAACACUACCACGUGCCUCUCUUGAUCAGUCCCUUCGGUUACACAACAUACCGAGGAACGUAAUCGGCGCUGUUUCCAUUCCUCUGAUUUCAGUGAGCGAAACUUGAGUGGUUAUAUAUAUAUAUAUAUAUCCUUGUAUUAUAUCCGUGUAAAGUGCUCCUCAUU